This is a messenger RNA of Enterobius vermicularis (human pinworm), 1599 nucleotides long. The record is from the annotation of a GenBank genome assembly. NCBI's taxonomy places the organism in Eukaryota, Metazoa, Nematoda, Chromadorea, Rhabditida, Oxyuridae.
CCAACCUAUUUGGGAGAACUUGUGAAUAUUAUUAGCUCUAUGAUAUCUGAAAGCUCUACUGAAACGAACAGGAUAGAUUUCAGUUUGCUUAAGAGUGUCGGGCUAAAAAUUAUGACCGCUUACCUUAUUCAGGCAGCGACGACCUUUUCUUAUAUUUCGUUUCUUUCGUUUAUGGGAGAAAGAGUAGCUGCAGAUUUAAGAAUCCUUCUUUUUCAACGGUUGCUUGUACAGGAUAUUGGUUUUUUUGAUGAGCAACGGACGGGUGAGCUCAAUGCAUGUCUUGGAGCAGACGUUCAAGAAUUCAAAAGUUGCUUGAAAAUUGUUAUAUCACAAGGAUUACGUACAUUGACGCAAGUUGGAGGUAGCAUGGUAUCGAUGUAUCUAACUUCAUCAAAAAUGGCAUUGUUAACACUUGCUCUUCUUUCCGGCUUUGUACUUUGUGGAUCAAUUUUUGGUGCCUUUUUACGCCAAAUCAGUUAUGCAGCUCAGAGACAAGGUGGUGUUGCCUCGGCUGUUGCCGAAGAGGCAUUUGAUAAUAUUCGUACCGUAAGAGCUUUUGCAAUGGAGGACGAGGAAUUAAGGUUGUUCACCAAUGAGACCACAAAAGCUAGGAAGUUAAACGAGUUUCUUGGAAUUGGUAUCGGAGUCUUUCAAGGAGCUACAAACCUCUUCUUAAACGGCGCAGUUUUAGCAGUCUUGUAUGGAGGAGCACACCUAAUAUCAAGCUCAGAAUUGGACCCUGGUGGGUUAAUGUCGUUUUUAGCUUCUGCUCAAAUGAUUCAGAGGUCGUUGGGACAACUCUCUAUUGUUUUUGGUCAUGCAAUAAAAGGGUGGUCUGCGGCAGCAAGAGUGUUCGAAUUCAUUGAGUAUCCUGGUCCUGAAAACUUGACUCAUGGCACAACAUUUCCACUUUCAUCCUUAACUGGAGCUAUUCGUUUUGAAAACGUAACAUUUGCUUAUCCAACUCGACCCAACCAGAAUGCUCUUGAAAACCUUACUCUUGAAGUUGCACCUGGCAAAGUACUGGGCAUUUGUGGUCCAAGCGGGCAAGGGAAGAGUACUUUUGCUUCGUUAUUGGUUCGCUUUUAUGAACCUUCAAAAGGAAGAAUUCUUCUGGACGGAAUUGAAUUGAAGGCAUUAAAUCCGUCUUGGUUACGCCGUUGUGUGAUUGGGUUCAUUUCACAAGAUCCAGUUCUUUUUGCAACAACUAUUAAGGAGAAUAUUCGUUACGGUAAACCUGAAGCGUCUGAUUUAGAGAUCAUAGAGGCCGCAAAGCUUGCUAAUGCACACGAGUUUAUUUCUGACUUCCGAGACGGAUAUGAUACAUUGGUAGGAGAACGCGGGGUUACUUUAAGUGGUGGUCAAAAGCAGAGAAUAGCUAUUGCUAGAGCUUUGCUGAAGAAUGCCCCAAUUCUUAUUCUAGACGAAGCGACCAGCUCAUUAGAUUACGAGAGUGAACGGCUGGUUCAAGAAGCUUUGCAAAAUGUUAUGAGGGAUCGUACUGUAAUUCUUAUCGCACAUCGAUUGAGCACAAUUAGAAACGCCGAUUAUAUAGCAGUCAUGAAAUAUGGUCAAGUAGCUGAGGUCAGUAAAUCAUAA